AUGGAUUCGGUCUAUGGUGAUGUUCCAAUGUCCCGCGUGAAGAUGAACGCGAAGCACGAGUACGAGUUCAUCGCCAACUUCAAGAUCCUCCAGAACGUCUUCAGGGCGCACAAGGUCGACAAGCCAAUACCCGUAGAGAAGCUCGUGAAGUGCAAAAUGCAGGACAACCUCGAGUUCAUGCAGUGGUGCAAGCGCUACUGGGACACCAACUACGGCGGCCAGGGCUACGACCCCGUCGCGCGUCGAAAGGGUGCCCCCGCCGACCCGCCCGCGACCAUCGCCCCCCUCGCACCGUCCUCGUCGCGCUCCGGCAGCUCCCUCAACGUCGGCGGUGCACGGCCGCGCGGACGCACACCCGUCGGCGGACGUGCGGGUUCGACGCAGCCGAAUGAGGUGCAGAAUCUGCAGACGCAGCUCAGGGAGAUGUCGGGGCAUCUGGAGGGCCUGGAGAAGGAGCGGGACUUUUAUUUCUCGAAGCUGCGCGAUAUCGAGAUUAUCGUGGGGCAACAGCUGGAAACGUUGGAGGCUGAAGGGAAAGACGACCCGCUGCUACGGGAUGUCCAAAAGAUCCUGUACUCGACUGAGGAGGGCUUUGAGGUGCCCGAACCAGGUACCGUAGACGAAGAAGAAACAUUCUAA
Messenger RNA from Sparassis crispa, 639 nucleotides. RefSeq names its product Microtubule integrity protein. Gene Ontology annotation, cellular component: spindle midzone; microtubule plus-end; microtubule organizing center. The transcript has 6 exons. Bases 1 to 639 code for a protein of 212 amino acids. Gene Ontology annotation, molecular function: microtubule plus-end binding. Gene Ontology annotation, biological process: spindle assembly; protein localization to microtubule plus-end; regulation of microtubule polymerization or depolymerization. NCBI's taxonomy places the organism in Eukaryota, Fungi, Basidiomycota, Agaricomycetes, Polyporales, Sparassidaceae. The record is from RefSeq and is a predicted model, not a curated record.